AUGUCGUUUAAAAUAAAUCAGGUGGAUCAGGAUCACAUAGAUAGGAAGCUUCAAAAGGACUCAAAGUCCAAAAAGUUUCCUAAGAUUUUUAAGACCAAAGUUAACGUGAGCAAAGUAAACAUGAAGGUGAUCAAGAAUUGGAUUAGCGAAGAGAUAGAUAGUAUACUAAAGGACGAUGAUAUUGUAGUAGAUUAUUUAUAUGAACUUUUAAUUGUAGAGGAAGAGCCCAAUAUCAAACAGAUUCAUCUUCAAAUGAUCGAUUUCUUGGGAGAAGAAGAAGCGCUAAAGUUCUGUUCCAAGCUUUGGGGGUUGUUAAUUAGUGGCUCUCAGGAUGAGGACGGUAUACCGAAAGAAUUGAUUGAAGAAAAAAGGAAGCAAAUGAUGAAAGGGAGAGGCAGAGAUAGAGAAAUAGAGAAGGGAAGGAAUCUUCCUGUAGAAAAAGCUGUCACUCCAGCAGUAGUAGCACCAACCAAGACAAAUUACAAUAGGAGCCUGUAUAAUGCUAGCAAUAGGACGAAGAGCCCUGAAAGGCGAAGAGGUGUGACUAACUAUAGGGAAAGAGAUUACAGAGAAAACUUUUAG
Dujonia railenensis is the source of this 582-nucleotide messenger RNA. The record is from the annotation of a GenBank genome assembly. Lineage: Eukaryota; Fungi; Ascomycota; Pichiomycetes; Serinales; Debaryomycetaceae.